This is a messenger RNA of Oryza brachyantha (malo sina), 4057 nucleotides long. RefSeq lists its product as uncharacterized. The record is from RefSeq and is a predicted model, not a curated record. Gene Ontology annotation, molecular function: ATP binding; protein kinase activity; protein binding. Bases 46 to 3816 code for a protein of 1256 amino acids. Gene Ontology annotation, biological process: signal transduction; protein phosphorylation. The transcript is spliced from 9 exons. NCBI's taxonomy places the organism in Eukaryota, Viridiplantae, Streptophyta, Magnoliopsida, Poales, Poaceae. Gene Ontology annotation, cellular component: cytoplasm.
UUGGUUGUGUUGGUGGGCUGUGUGUUGGGGCUGAGCCCUAGGGGGAUGGCGGGGAGCAGGGCGGCGGUGGGGAUGGGGGAUCCGAGUAGCCCGAGCGCGAGGGGGGCGGCGGAGGAGGAGGCGGGGGGCGGGAAGGUGAAGCUGCUGUGCAGCUUCGGGGGGAGGAUCGCGCCGAGGCAGGGGGACGGGCUGCUGCGGUACGUGGGCGGGCAGAUGCGGCUCAUCUCCGUGCCGCGGACGGCGUCGUUCGGGGAGCUGAUGCGGAAGGUGGAGGCGGUGGACGAGGGGGGAGGAGGCGGCGGUGGGGUGCUCGUCAAGUACCAGCUCCCCGGGGAGGACCUCGACUCGCUCAUCUCCGUGUCCUGCACGGAGGACUACGAGAACAUGUUGGAGGAGUACGAGAAGCUGGCCGCCUCCGCGCCCGACGGCUCCGCCAAGCUCCGGGUCUUCCUGUUCCCGGCCUCCGGGAGCGACGCGGCGGCGGCGUCCGGCUCCGGGUCGCACCUCGCCGCCGCCGUCGACGAGUCGGGGCAGCGCUACAUCGACGCCAUCAACUGCGUCUCCGGAGAGUCCGUCGCGGCCGUGCGGAGGAAGGAGAGCGUCGCGAGCGCUGGGUCAUCGGCGCACAACUCCGAGGCCUCCGAGUACGGCGGCGCCGUCGAAGGUAUGUCGCCGCAGGCCGUGCCGCCUCCUUCUCUUCCGCCUGAAUACCUGUAUUCAGGUGGGAACAAAUACCAUGCUGCCUUUCCGGAGUCGCUGGGGUUCAGUGCCGUCACACCUUCAGCUCCGGCGAUGGGUAUCCCGGCACAAAAUCCUGUCAUGAUUAGAACAGAGCCAUUACCACCGCAGCCGCAUCAAGUUGCCCCUUACGCACCAUCGCAUCAGCCGCCACAGGUUGCAUCGUAUGCGCAGCAUCAACAACCGCAAGUUGCAUCGUAUGCACAGCAGCAGCAGCAGCCUGCUUCCUAUAUUCCACAGAUGCCACAAUUCAGAGAGCCACAGCAAGUCCAAUACAUCAAUGCACAGCAAUUGGGUGUGCAUGGCGUUCCCCAAUCUGUCAAUUUUGUUCCGGUGCAAGUGAGCCAGUAUGUGCCCAGCAUUCCGGUGACGAACUCUGUGUCGACCUCUGCUCCUCCAUCAAGCACAUUGAAGCCAGUUUCUGCAGUUGUCGAACCUGUUUUGGACAACGUUCAUAACACAAGGCCAAUGCAAGCUACGGGUGAUCAGAAUUACAGGGUGCUACAGCCACUGUCACAGCUUCCUCCUUUGCCUCCUGUGCAUUUGCAGGUUAGCGAUGCGCACAGAUAUGGUGUCCAGACGGUAGUGACAAGCACAAUGAGCACACCAAUUGUAACCAGCUCAGGUACAAUUCCAGUGGUCAUUAGCUCGGCUACCAUGCCUGCAGUGAGGUAUGAUGAUUGCACAAUGUGCCUGAAAGCACUACCUCAUGCCCAUUCAGACAACAUGAUCCAAGAGCAGGGCAAUCCACGUGCAAUGAACAAUCCUGAUGCUGCUCCAGUGUUUUACAGCCUCCAUCAAGAGAAUGUUACCAAACAGCAUACUCCAGGUGCAACCGCAGGAACUCCUACUAAUUACAUAGUAGAAGCAAGAUCCGAGGUCACAUCAGGGAUGGGGCAAAUGGAGCCAAACUUUGCCGCAAACAAUCAUGUAGCCCAGCCAACUUCAUUUCCAGAUGCUAGCGUAUUGGUUCAAAACCCCAGGGUUACUUCCAGAUUAGCAUUUGCAGGGAAUCCACCACAGCUCCGGACUGAAGAUCCUAUCAUAUACCAGCAUCAACAACAAAAUUCUUAUAGUAUGCAACCAUCACAAGUACCAGUAAAUGGAUUUAUCAGCAAUCCACAAGGGAUAGAUGCUAGUGCAUUUAAGAAUACAAAUAAUCAGGUACCAGACCCAUUUAGAGAAUAUGGCAAUGAUCUUCCUCAUGACUAUGUCAGAGCUAUCAAUGCACAGAUGCAAGGAGUUCAUUUGGGCCCUAUUGCCCCUCCAGAGUCUAGUGUGCAAGGAAAGCCUGCAAGCCCACAUGGUGCUAUCAGCGAUGGAAAACUUGAGAAGCCAUCACAUGUGAAUAUUGAUAGUGGUUCCAUCUACAAGUCUCAAGCUGGAGGUUAUCAUAUGGGUAUUACUAAUGCCUUUUCUGCACCAGCUGAGGAAAAUCUUGUGAGACAUGCUGAACAGUCAUCUUCAGCUUUUGAUUCACAAAGUCUUCAUUCGGACAUAGGCCAGCAGCUAAAUGUGUUACAGAAUGUGCCUGUCUCAAACAACCUUGGUGUACCUGCCAAACCACAUGUUUCAAAUGAAAGAUUUCUUGCAAGACCUGCUAGCGCUGGUCUUCAGGUUCCUGUUGAGCAUUCUCCACUGCGACCCUCGGAAAUGCUGAAUCAUGUGGUUUCUGCUCCUCCUAAUGGGAACGGUCAAUUUCCACUGCAGGUGACUAGUGGCAUUGAUAAUGUGGAAGCCACACAUGAUCCAGCUUACACAGAUUCUCUAUUCUCAAAUCAGGAUCCUUGGAAUGCAGUGGGGAAUGCCUCUGUAGCACUUCCAAGACCAAAUAAGUUGGCUAAGGAGCCUGUUGUUUCUGGAGUUCCAUAUGUGGAAGGCCACGGGCUUGUCAUUAGCAGUUCAAAUGCUGCUACACUCCUAGAAGAAGGCAAUCUUCCACUCAUCCAGGACCGUACUUUUAAGGAUAUCUAUCCAGAACCCUCUCAAAUGACCAAAGGAUUUGGAGAAGAAACUAUCAAGCGGCAGCUACAAGCUGUUGCUGAAGAUGUGGCAGCAUCUGUUCUUCAGUCACCUUUUCCUGAAAAACCAGCUGUAUUUUCUGGUUAUCACACAGAUAAACAUGGAGCUGUAAUUGAUCCAAAAUUGGAGGAUGCGGUGAGCAAUCAAUCAGAGAAAACAAGCCAAGGAGUCAAAGUUUUAGAUGACAUCGAUAAUCUUCAGAUAAUAAAGAAUAGUGAUCUGGAAGAAUUGCGGGAACUGGGUUCUGGAACCUUUGGUACUGUUUACCAUGGAAAAUGGAGAGGUUCGGAUGUUGCUAUAAAAAGGAUCAAUGAUCGAUGCUUUGCUGGGAAGGCAUCUGAGCAAGAGCGGAUGAGAACUGAUUUCUGGAAUGAAGCUGACAAGCUUGCAUCAUUGCACCAUCCAAAUGUUGUAGCUUUCUAUGGUGUUGUACUGGAUGGACCAGGUGGAUCUGUUGCAACAGUAACUGAAUACAUGGCUAAUGGCUCGCUUCGGCAGGCACUGCAAAGACAUGAAAAGAUAUUUGAUCGGCGUAGACGUCUCCUGAUUGCAAUGGAUGUUGCAUUUGGUAUGGAAUAUUUGCAUGAAAAGAACAUUGUACACUUUGACCUGAAGAGUGAUAAUCUGCUUGUCAAUCUAAGAGAUCCUCAGCAUCCUAUAUGCAAGGUUGGUGAUUUGGGCUUAUCAAAGGUUAAAUGCCAGACGCUAAUUUCCGGCGGAGUGCGAGGGACACUUCCUUGGAUGGCCCCCGAGCUGUUGAAUGGCAGCAGCAGCCUUGUUUCUGAAAAGGUCGACGUGUUCUCAUUCGGAAUUGUAAUGUGGGAGCUGCUUACCGGCGAAGAGCCUUACGCCGAAUUGCAUUAUGGCGCCAUCAUCGGCGGGAUUGUGAACAACACGCUUCGCCCUCCGGUGCCCGAGGCAUGCGACCCUCGGUGGAGGUCGCUCAUGGAGCAAUGCUGGUCGUCCGAACCGUCAGAAAGGCCGAGCUUCACGGAGGUCGGCAAGAGGCUACGGGCCAUGGCAACUCCUACUACCAAGGCGCAACCCCAGAAAUAGGAUUUUUUUUUCUUCUCCCCCUUUCCUCUCAAGCCUCCUGUUCUGCGACCUGUCUCUGUACAUGAAUAAGGUUAAGAAAAAAGACAAGAAGAAGAAAAUGGUAGCUAUGGUUAUAGAGAUGAUGGCGAAUGCUUGGUAGCUUCCUGUGACAGCGUUUGAAAAGGCAAAUGUAUGGCAAUGGUUGGUGUGGUGUAUCCGCUCCUUUGCUUCCGUGUAAUUAUGGGCUUGUUUCCCCUGAAAA